Messenger RNA from Aureobasidium namibiae CBS 147.97, 894 nucleotides. RefSeq names its product succinate dehydrogenase iron-sulfur protein. Gene Ontology annotation, molecular function: 2 iron, 2 sulfur cluster binding; electron transfer activity. Lineage: Eukaryota; Fungi; Ascomycota; Dothideomycetes; Dothideales; Saccotheciaceae. The transcript has 3 exons. The record is from RefSeq and is a predicted model, not a curated record. Bases 1 to 894 code for a protein of 297 amino acids. Gene Ontology annotation, cellular component: mitochondrial membrane. Gene Ontology annotation, biological process: aerobic respiration; tricarboxylic acid cycle; respiratory electron transport chain.
AUGUCGCUCAGAAUGGCCACCUCGCGCAUCGCGCCCCGUAUGAUGUUCCGCCGCUCUAUGGCCACCACCGUCGAGUCGAGCAAGGGCCCUCUCGCCGGCGGCACCGAGGCCAUCAGCGCCUCUCGCCCUGUCCUUUCGCCCAAGGAGACCUCGACCGUCAAGGAGCCCCAGAAGGACCAGGACAGCAAGAUCAAGACCUUCCACGUCUACAGAUGGAACCCCGACGCCCCCAGCGACAAGCCUCGCAUGCAGAGCUACACCCUCGACCUCAACAAGACCGGUCCCAUGAUGCUGGAUGCUCUGAUCAGAAUCAAGAACGAGCUGGACCCCACUCUUACUUUCCGCCGAUCCUGCAGAGAGGGCAUCUGCGGUUCCUGCGCCAUGAACAUUGACGGUGUCAACACUCUUGCCUGCUUGUGCCGUAUCCCCACCGACACCAAGGCCGAGUCCCGCAUCUACCCCCUCCCUCACACCUACGUCGUCAAGGAUCUCGUCCCCGAUCUCACCCAGUUCUAUAAGCAGUACAAGUCCAUCAAGCCCUUCUUGCAGCGCGAGACCGCCCCCGAGGAUGGCCGCGAGUACCGCCAAUCCCCCGCUGAGCGCCGCAAGCUCGACGGCCUCUACGAGUGCAUUCUCUGCGCCUGCUGCAGCACCUCCUGCCCUUCAUACUGGUGGAACUCGGAGGAAUACCUCGGCCCCGCCAUCCUCCUCCAGUCCUACCGCUGGAUCGCCGACUCGCGUGACGAGAGAACCGCCACCCGCCAGGACGCCCUCAACAACUCCAUGUCGCUCUACCGCUGCCACACCAUUCUCAACUGCUCCAGGACAUGUCCCAAGGGUCUCAACCCUGCUCUGGCCAUUGCCGAGCUCAAGAAGUCCAUGGCUUUCACCUAA